Messenger RNA from Penicillium hordei, 1245 nucleotides. RefSeq lists its product as uncharacterized. Gene Ontology annotation, cellular component: nucleus. Lineage: Eukaryota; Fungi; Ascomycota; Eurotiomycetes; Eurotiales; Aspergillaceae. Gene Ontology annotation, biological process: DNA alkylation repair; regulation of DNA-templated transcription. The record is from RefSeq and is a predicted model, not a curated record. Bases 1 to 1245 code for a protein of 414 amino acids. The transcript has a single exon.
AUGACGGAAGCCGCAGGCAUAUCAAGACAUCAACCCUGCAAACUACGUCUUGAAAAGCGGCAAAUGCGCCCACAACUCACCCAUUUCCUAUGUCUGCCUCUAGUAAACACUAAAUCGCUGCCGCAGCUGGACGCAUCGCUUGCGGCCUUCAAAUCAGCUCAUAUCGCUGAUCCUGGGCCAGCUUCUCAACCAUCCUCCGAUGGCCAAGGGAACACCUCCCGCCUGGGUCUUCCCAGCACAGCCUUCCGUCCACUGGGCACACUUCAUUUGACUCUUGGGGUGAUGAGUCUCGCCAAUAAAGAGCGUCUCGAUCAAGCCCUUACUUUUUUCCAAUCCCUCGACCUAGAAGCCCUAAUGAACGAGGCGGAGCGAGUCACAGCUCAGGCACAACAAAAAAGAACCCUUCACCGAUCAUCGCCCUUGACUGUUUCUCUUGAGUCAUUACAUGCUCUACCGCAAGGCCAAUCAGCAACUAUACUACAUGCUUCACCUGUCGAUCCUACAGGCCGCUUGCUUCCAUUUUGCAUAAAGCUACGUGACAAAUUCAUCGAGGCUGGCUUUAUCCAAAGUGAGCCCGACAGAAGACCAGCAGGAAGACAAAAGCCCGCCAAUCGCUUUGUCCAAGACUUUCCUGUAGCCUCUGGAUCUGCCACUAUAUCUAGUGAUGUGUCUUUACACCCACCAGAAAACCAAAUUUCCUCUACAACCCCAGGCGUGUCGAGAAACCCAGAUCCACCCAUAGCCAUAAUAACCCGAGAACCAAAACAGCGACCACUCCUCCUGCACGCGACUAUUGUCAAUACCAUUUAUGUUCGUGGACGACAGGGCCAGAACAAGGACGUGAAAGACAAGAGUCCACCUAAACGCCUUACAUUCGAUGCUCGCAACCUGAUCUCGCAAUAUCGUAAUUACUACUCUGAUGACAACCGAACUAUCCCACACCCAGGACUUAGUGUCUCUCCUCAGCACACCGCAAGUCACCACCACCACCACCACUACCGUGCAAAAUCUUCACCAAUCCCCAAAAAAAGCAUUAUUCCCGCCAGGCAUGAAACCCAUUCAGCCACUCCCCCACCGUCGCAGGGCCAUCCUUUCAUUUGGGCAAGGGAAAUUCCGCUGGAUACUAUCUGCAUCUGCGAAAUGGGCGCCAGGAAACUAUAUCCCGGGGUCAACGACAGUCAUGGUUUGAAUGAACGGCUCGGCGAGAGGUAUACGGUCGUUGCAGAACGGAGUCUGAAUCCAUGA